Pygocentrus nattereri (red-bellied piranha) is the source of this 3701-nucleotide messenger RNA. It is a transcript of the gene il6r, whose product is annotated as interleukin 6 receptor. The record is from RefSeq and is a predicted model, not a curated record. Gene Ontology annotation, biological process: cytokine-mediated signaling pathway. NCBI's taxonomy places the organism in Eukaryota, Metazoa, Chordata, Actinopteri, Characiformes, Serrasalmidae. Gene Ontology annotation, cellular component: membrane; external side of plasma membrane. Bases 315 to 2090 code for a protein of 591 amino acids. Gene Ontology annotation, molecular function: cytokine receptor activity; protein binding. The transcript is spliced from 11 exons.
AGGGGCAGUCUUUGGGAAAUCUCCGGCCACAUAACUACAAUCAGAAAACCAAACAUUAGCCUUACAGCAACACCCCCCGACACAAACUCCACACAAACAGCCUGGACUUCACCACAGCAGCCUGGGCUGGCCGUGUAAACGUAAACCAGAGCUAUUUUAUUUCAUUUUAUUUGAUUUUUUCGGGUUUAUAAGUCGCUGUGGUCGUUUUUCUUCCUGUUUUUUUUUUUUUUUUUUUUUUACUUCAACGGCUCGCCGAGCUUCAUGUUAGUGCUGCUCGCUCGUUAUUACGUUAGAUAUGGCGAAUUGACUUGACGAUGAGACUCCAGUCGGCGCUCCUGCUUCUCUCCGGCUUGUUUGCUGUCAAAGUCCAGUGUGUUCAAGAACCUGAGAUAUGUCCUCGGAAAGAACCUCCUCCUGGUGUGCUGGCUCUGACCAUGGGUAGCGAGGUCAUCCUGGGCUGCACUGGCGAUAUCACUGUGGAUGGCGUGCCUUUAGAGAUGGAUACAAAGCAGAAAGAGAGGCUCAGGAGAAGAGGAGGCAAAACUGGCCUUUGGACAUACCAAAGGGAGGGAGGUAAUACCGGUACUACUGGAACAAGCCAUUCUACCAUCAGGAACACUGCUGUAACUGGCAUGUACCAAAACAAGACUGCCACUGGAACAUAUGCUGAAACCAAAGGGGAACCUGUAACUACUGUUAAAACUCCUACGAUCACGACGGAGGAGCAGACGAGGAAUGGGCGUGACUUGGCCGUCAGUCAUUCCACCCAGCCGAACAGAGUGGGCAGAGUUGCAGAAGAAGGAGGUGCUUUUAGUGUAACCAUGGAAAUGGGGAUGAGCUCUGAGAGGGGCACGAGCAUGGAGUAUGAGGACUAUGAGGACUACGAGGACAAGGAGGAGGGGCUGCGGGUGACCAGAGGCAUUAAAAGACAGACACGCUGGACUCGGAAUGGCCAGAAAGUUAGGGGUGUGAAAAGAGGAGGGGUUUUGAGACUGCCCGCCCUCCGACCGACCGACUCAGGAAACUACAGCUGCUACAGAGGAGGCCAACUCAUCUCAACUGUUCAGAUCAGUGUGGGAGUUCCCCCAGAGACUCCCACUCUGUCCUGCCGCAAGAAAUUCCACACUAGCAAAUUGCGCUGUGAGUGGAUAUCCAGAAAGCCUAUAAUUCCUCGCCCUGUGUGUUACCUGCUCAUAAAGACAGGGUUGCGAGAUUUCUCUCGUGUUCAAUGCUCAUACUCUGCUGAGCGAUCUCGUUGUUGGUGCGCUCUGUCCAGUGACGAGGGCGACAAAGACACCUACGUAGCCAAACUGUGUGUGACCAACACAGCGGGAAAUACCACCAGUCAACCCCACCCUUUCACCCUACAGAACAUCAUCAAACCAGACCCUCCUGCCAAAGUGGAGGUGAAAUCUGCUGACAGUCGGCCACACACUCUGGGCAUUUCAUGGUCAUAUCCUGCCACCUGGAAACGGGGCUAUUACUCUCUCCAGUUCGAGAUCAGAUAUCGGCCUUCUCUUGCCAAAUAUUACCAGUAUGUGGAGAUAGACGUUGAGCAUGAGGCGCUUGUAUGGUGGAUUAUGGAUGCUCUGCCACACACUCAGUAUGAAGUACAACUGCGAGCCAAAGAUGAAUUUGAUGGUGUCUGGAGUGAAUGGACCGAUCCUGUGUAUGGACACACGUGGACAGCUCCGAAGCCGACCAUCGUUUCCGACGUCGAUGCGACUCUAGAACCCUUCUGGACGGUUCCUGAAGGAUCUGGAUCUGAGGGUGAUUCAAAAGAGGAGGCACCUGAAGCCCCUAACAUAGCGUGGGUGUAUGUGCUGUGGGUGUUCGGGCUGUGUCUCCUCGUCACCGUCAUCGUAAUCUUUGCCUUCUUACUCAGGCACAGAUUACGGUUCAUGUCUAAAAUGGACAAGCCGAGCUACUCUCCUCCCUGCUCGUGCUCGUCGCCUCCCCCAGCCGCCCUCAAUCAGCCCCUCAUGGCUCCUCGUCAGCAAAGCCAGCAUCACUUCCUGCCUGCAGGGGAAGAGGAAGGAAAAGGCAUUAAUUUACAUAACUUUGAUUAUUUUUUCCCUCAUGGGCAGUGAAAUGGACUUGAGAGGUCAGAGACUUUAGCAGACAAGCUGAUCACAACGCUGUAUCAAAGGCCAGUAUUCAUUUAACAACUGGCCACCCAAAUUCUUUCUUCAUUUCCCUCUCUCUAUCCUCCCUCUCUCUCUCUCUCUCUCUCAGGGCUAGUAUAACUGCCUCAGAUUGGCCAUGCUGCCAGUAAGAGGAGGAAAUUCCAUGUUGUGUCCUACAUAUAACUUCUCAGAACAAAACCUCUUUUUUGUCGUUUUUGCCAUAAUUUGGAAAUACCGGUGACACUGGUUCCAUUAAUUUACAUUAAAAGUAGAGCAUGUUUUUUCCGUCGCCUGUAAAGUUAACAUUCUGGAGAUAUAAGAUAGAUUUUCUUCCGACAACAGCGAUAAUCACGUUAUCAUUGAGUGUUACAUGCUCUUAAUAAUCCGAUACCUGCAGAAAAUCCGAUUUUGUCAAUAAUUUGUUUAAUGGGAAAACACCAGAUCUUAAUGAGCCGGGCAGUAAGCAGAUUUCUGCUUUGCAACCGGCCAGUUUUUUUUUUUUUUACACAACAUAGAGUUACUUUAGCUGUGAAUAUGAGUAUACACCAUCUAGAAGAUGGAGAAUAUUCAAAUUCUUCAUUUCAUCACACGUACAGUUCAGUUUAACCAGCGCUCUCAAAGUGUUUUGCCGUCUGUCAGGUGUUCUGUUAGAUCUGUGAAUGUUUUUUGAGGUUUACAGACAGCCCUGCAAGAUUUCAUCCCACCCCCACCCACUCCUGCAGUACAUCGGAAUCAUUUGUCCCGCUCCCGCCUGUAAUUGACAUAAUUUGUCCCGCUCCCGCACAAUGUAAUUGACAUAAUUUGUCCCGCACAGUUCUGUCAAGGUGAACUCACAUCCAACAUCUGACAUAGUCUAUUCGCAAAUACAUUAUUCUUUGCCAAAAUAACACAACACUUAGGGUCUCCACCAAACGCUGCUCAUUCCCAGUCAACAUAAAGCAGGAAUUAAACCACAGAGCGGUUCUUUUUGGUGUCUUUUUGGUGCCACACCCACUCCUACGUGCAACACUGAACAUUAGUCACACGCCACAAGAUAUUGUGGUGGGUCCCACAGGAAUCCGUGAGAGUGCAGACCUCUAGGAUAAGGCUUGCAAGUCUGUAACUGCUGGCAGUUACAUGCUGUUUAAAAAAGGCUGUAAAAAUCCAAUUAUCCAAUGUUUGUACAGUUUUAAGGAGGAACAAGAGGAAAAUUAAACAAUAGGUAAAACCAGUAUAAAGAUUUAAUUGGCUGACGUCCAGUCGGCUGCUUGUUACUAUGCAGUUUAUGUUGUCACUAUACACUGGUUGUUGUUGUUGUUGUUUAAUGCUUAUAACUGCUCAAAGAAACAGCAUGGAAUUUUAAUCCCAUCUGCAGGGCAGCCGGUUUUGAUGGUGUUAAUACUGAAUGUCGUCUUCAGCUGCCAUUGAACUACUAUACUAUGCAAAACUGGCUGAAACACCGGUCGUCUCUUGUACGUAUGCAGGCAUUUAUUUCCUUCCCAGCAUAAGCUUUAAAAGAUUUUGUACAUAAUCUGAACUACUGAAGGUUUGUGCUUUGUGUGUGUUCAUUUUAAUAAAGAAUGUUUUAUUUUUAAA